Candoia aspera is the source of this 3124-nucleotide messenger RNA. It is a transcript of the gene SGIP1, whose product is annotated as SH3GL interacting endocytic adaptor 1. The transcript has 25 exons. Gene Ontology annotation, cellular component: actin filament; cytoplasm; plasma membrane. Gene Ontology annotation, biological process: clathrin-dependent endocytosis; actin filament polymerization. The record is from RefSeq and is a predicted model, not a curated record. Bases 1 to 2541 code for a protein of 846 amino acids. Gene Ontology annotation, molecular function: actin filament binding. Lineage: Eukaryota; Metazoa; Chordata; Lepidosauria; Squamata; Candoiidae.
AUGAGAAGCAGAUUGCCCCCUAAACCAUCUACUGUAUUACUUAGCCCAAAUCUUACCAGUGCAAAGCUGCCUCACGUACCCAAUAUUUUUUCUCUCGUCUCCACAGGAUUGAAAAAACGUACAAGGAAAGCCUUCGGAAUACGGAAGAAAGAAAAGGAUACAGAUUCCACAGGAUCACCAGACCGAGAUGGAACUCCACCCAGCCCUCAUCCUCAUGAUCCAUCCUCCAAUAGCAAACCAGAAUGUGCACAGGAAGGCGGAAAAUCGGUUUCGAAGAGAUCAAAUGGUGCUCCAAAUGGAUUUUAUUCAGAGAUUGACUGGGAAAGAUAUAACUCACCUGAACUUGAUGAAGAAGGAUACAGCAUCAGACCAGAAGAACCAGGUUCUACCAAAGGAAAGCACUUUUAUUCUUCAAGUGAAUCUGAAGAGGAAGAGGAGGCACAUAAGAAAUUCAAUAUUAAGAUUAAACCUUUGCAAUCUAAAGACACUCUUAAGAGUGCAGCAACUGUUGAUGAACUGAAAGCUUCUAUAGGCAAUAUUGCACUUUCACCUUCUCCAGUGAGGAAAAGUCCGAGACGCAGCCCGGGUACAAUUAAGAGGAACUUAUCUAGUGAAGAGAUAGCAAGACCCAGGCGUUCAACACCUACUCCAGAGCUUCUGAGCAAAAAAGCUUCAGAAGACCCUGCCAUCCUAGCACCAUUAUUUGGUCCACCCCUAGAAUCUGCAUUUGAGGAAGAGAAGUUGGAAGUUCCGAUAGAUCAACCUGAAGUUUGGGGUUCUGUGCAGCCAGCUGAUUCAAGUGUAGAAUCUCCAAAUCCAUCACGACCCUUCCCAUCUGGAACACCUCCACCACUUCCACCCAAAAGCAUUCCAGCUACACCUCCCCACACUGGUUCUCCUUUAACAAUUGGAGUAGGAAAUGACCAGACAGCAACAGAGGUCAAAAGUGACAAACUACCAUCAAUCAAUGACUUGGACAGCAUUUUUGGCCCAGUAUUAUCCCCCACGUCUGUUGCUGAUAACGUGGCGGAUAAAUGGAUCAGUUUUUCUGAUCAGUCCCCGGAAAACGUAACUCCAGAGGUGACUUCAAGGGAAAAAGUGGUGUCCCCACCUGUGGCAUCAGAAAUCCCAGAUGAGCCUCCAGAGGCUGAAAUCUCUCGCAAUGUUCCAUCUCCACUCAAUUUAGAAGAGGUUCAGAAGAAAUUUUCAGAGCAGACCCACGUUAAAGAUGAUAACUUAGCACCAGCAGCAUCUCCUAAAGAUUUUGGGGUGGGACAGAGAGCAACACCACCUCCCCCUCCACCUCCUACCUACAGGACAGUGGUGUCAUCACCCGGACCCAGCUCUGGCGGUGGCACAGGAAGCACCAGUGGAUCAUCAUCACCUGCUCGCCCUGCAACCCCACUGACAUCUUGCAGCAGCCCUACUCCGCCGCCACCGCCACCUAGACCCCCAUCACGCCCAAAGUUACCUCCAGGAAAGCCAGGUGUUGAUGUGUCCAGACCUUUCAGCCCUCCAGUUCACUCAUCUAGUCCUCCUCCAAUAGCACCUUUAGCACGUGCUGAAAGCACCUCUUCUAUUUCAUCCACCAAUUCCUUGAGUGCAGCUACUACUCCUACAAUUGAGAAUGAACAGCCUUCUCUCGUCUGGUUUGACAGAGGAAAGUUUUAUUUGACUUUUGAAGGCUCUUCUCGAGGACCCAGUCCCUUAACAAUGGGUGCACAAGACACUCUCCCUGUAGCUGCAGCUUUCACUGAAACUGUUAAUGCGUACUUCAAAGGAGCUGAUCCUAACAAAUGCAUAGUAAAGAUUACUGGAGAAAUGGUGCUGUCAUUUCCUGCGGGAAUUACUAGACAUUUUGCCAAUAACCCAGCUCCAGCUGUUCUAACAUUUCGUGUGACAAAUUACAAUAGAUUGGAACAUGUUUUGCCAAAUCCUCAACUUCUUUGCUGUGACAGCACACAAGCCGAUGCCAACACAAAGGAGUUCUGGGUAAACAUGCCAAAUCUGAUGACUCACUUGAAGAAAGUAUCUGAACAGAAACCACAAGCAACAUACUAUAAUGUGGAUAUGCUUAAAUACCAGGUAUCAGCCCAGGGUAUUCAAUCUACUCCGCUGAAUCUUGCAGUGAACUGGCGGUGUGAACCUACAAGCACAGAUCUACGCAUUGACUACAAGUAUAAUGUAGAGGCAAUGACUACACCAGUAGCUUUAAACAAUGUGCAGUUUCUUGUUCCCAUUGAUGGUGGAGUGACAAAACUACAAGCUGUGCUUCCACCUGCAAUUUGGAAUGCUGAACAACAAAGGAUAUUGUGGAGAAUUCCUGAUAUUUCACAAAAAUCUGAAAAUGGAGGGGUGGGUUCCUUGCUUGCACGAUUCCAAUUAUCUGAUGGACCAAGCAAACCUUCACCCCUGGUUGUGCAGUUCACCAGCGAAGGAAGCACUCUGUCCAGCUGUGAUAUCGAACUUGUUGGAGCUGGGUAUCGUUUCUCACUUAUUAAAAAGAGAUUUGCAGCAGGAAAAUACCUGGCAGAUAACUAAUUGAAGUAUAUGCAAGUAUAUUGAAAAUCCAUAUAGCUGAGAACUGCAGUGGUUGGAUGGCUUUUAUAUGCUGUUGAGGGGAAACUAACUGAAUCCUGUAUUCAGGACAUUUCUGUUGGAAGCAUCAGCAAUUCAACAUUUCUCCCUCAGAAAAUGCCAUGUUGAUCAGCCCUACAGUAUUUACUUCUAGAUGUAAUAUUGUUCAUGUUUUAAAUUGUAAUUAUUGUAUUUGUAAAUUGUACUCAUUCUAGUAAGGCUGUAUUUUGGCAGUUAGACACUUGAGUUUUAGCAUUUUAUCGUUCAACAAAUGGGCAUAAUAUAAACUGUGGUAUAUAAAUUUAAUAGUAGUAAUGUUGAAUGAGACAAGCUUUCAGAGGCAGAUGCAUUUUGCCAAUGUAUACAAUUUGAACACAACACUAACAUCUGUGAGAAAGGGAGUGCCUCAGAAAGAACAUAAAAAUUAGCUGACCUACAAUUCAUUGAUUAUUUCUUCAGCCUGUAGCAUAUGUCAUACAAGUAUAGUUACAUAAAUAAAAAGAUCUGUCUUUAACUAUUUAAUUGGUUUAACUUCAGAACACUUCAG